Molecule: messenger RNA, 3301 nt
Organism: Sarcophilus harrisii (Tasmanian devil)
Lineage: Eukaryota; Metazoa; Chordata; Mammalia; Dasyuromorphia; Dasyuridae
Gene: NFYB
Product: nuclear transcription factor Y subunit beta
Exons: 8
Coding region: 1431-2075 (214 amino acids)
Biological process (GO): regulation of transcription by RNA polymerase II
Cellular component (GO): CCAAT-binding factor complex; nucleus
Molecular function (GO): DNA-binding transcription activator activity, RNA polymerase II-specific; protein heterodimerization activity; RNA polymerase II cis-regulatory region sequence-specific DNA binding
Source: RefSeq, a predicted model, not a curated record
AAAAAAAAAAAAAAAAAAAAAAAAAAGGAAGGAAAAUAAAAUAAAAAGUGUAGAUUAUUGUGGGCUUGAGGACCUGAAGGAGGAGAAUAGGCAGUCUUUGUCCUGUAAGUAGGUUCAGAUGGGCAGGAUAAGAGAAUUCUUUUUCCAUGAUUGGAGAGGAUGGGAAGAGAAAUGUAGGAGUAAAUGAUGGAAGAAUGAGCUAAAAUGGAACAUGUAGUUCUCUAUGCCAUUUGAAGGAGAGAGAGCCAACUAAGCAAGGGAUUAUGCUACCAGACAGUUUAAGAAUGACACUUAACUUCCCCAAAGAAGUCAUUCUCUGAUCAAAUUCCCAGCCUCAACUUUUGAUUUUUAAAAAAAUUUAUUUCAAGGAGUAUUUUUGAACUUGAAAAAGAUCUAGCCCGUUUUGUAUUUUUAAGUCUUUGUAGAUCUAACUUCAGAUUUUUAAACAAUCAUUCCCUGAGUAAUGGAAUACAUUUUAGUUAGGUGUUUACUGUGAGCAAAAGUAAUUGUGAUCCAGAGGAGGAGAUGAGACAACUCUCAGAGCUUACCUUCUCACCUUCCUCACUUGGGGUCUAUGCACUUUUUUAUAAUGUUGGUAGUUGUAAUCAGUUUCCUCUAUCUUCCCAGGAAGGUAAAAAUUGUAUUCUGAAAAGGGUCUGUGGGCUUUGCCGGCUACCAAAGGGAUCCCUGACAUAAAAAGGAGCUGGCUAUAAUCAUCUACGUCCUUCCCAAAAAAUAUGGAUUGCUUUGGCCUAGGAAUCACAGUGAAUGACAGUUAAUCAGAAUAUAUUUUCAUGGAGACAUAAUGUUCCAGACCCAGUACAAUCCCUAAUGUUAUUUCUCAUAUCAAUGUUUUAUUCUAUUGCAUGGAGCACCUAUCUCCUAUUAUGUAGAAGGCUUUUAUCUUUUAAAAUGCUGGCCACAUUUCAAACCUCUGAUAUCCAUAAAUUACAUUUCUUAAAGACUUUUCGAGCUCUGAUAAACAGAAAAAAUAGCUAGAUUGCACAAUUAAAGGUUUUCUGAUCCUAGGCUUGAUUUUCCCUUUAAGUUAUAAACGAGUACAAGCAGUAAUCUUGACCUUUAACUUCACAUUUGCUACUGGAAGGUGUAAUGACACUUUUCAGUGUUGCCUUGAAGAUUGCACUCAGCUUGUACUUCUCCAGUGCCUGCUGGAUGCCAGGCAUGGUGCUAGACUCUGGGGGUGCAGCAGUCCCGUCAGAAGUUGGCACAUUCUAAUGGCAGUUGCAGAUAAACAACAAAACCGAGAAAGGGCACGGAGUCCCAAGCACGUGGCCCUUUGGGAUGAGGUUUAUCACCUAGAAAUAGCCAUGAUUAAGGUUUGCCUUUUAUUCCUCUAAGUGAGCUGCCAACUGCAGCAUUUCCUGCUAGGAACACCUAGAAGAUUGGUCCAGUCACUGGGUAGAUCACAGAUGAGCUCAUUUAUGCCAGUGUUAAAGAUGGAUGGAGAUAGUUCGACCACAGAUGCAUCACAAUUAGGAAUUUCAGCAGACUACAUUGGUGGCAGCCACUAUGUGAUACAGCCUCAUGAUGAUACAGAAGACAGCAUGAAUGAUCACGAAGACACAAAUGGUUCAAAAGAGAGUUUUCGAGAACAGGACAUCUAUCUUCCUAUUGCCAAUGUGGCGAGGAUAAUGAAGAAUGCCAUACCUCAGACGGGGAAGAUUGCGAAGGAUGCUAAGGAGUGUGUACAAGAGUGUGUGAGUGAAUUCAUCAGCUUUAUCACAUCUGAAGCCAGUGAAAGGUGUCAUCAGGAAAAGCGGAAGACCAUCAAUGGAGAGGACAUUCUUUUUGCAAUGUCAACUUUGGGUUUUGACAGUUAUGUGGAACCUUUGAAGCUUUACCUUCAGAAAUUCAGAGAGGCAAUGAAAGGAGAGAAGGGGAUUGGCGGAGCUGUCACGACCACAGAUGGAUUGAGUGAAGAGCUCACCGAAGAAGCUUUUACUAAUCAAUUACCAGCCGGUUUAAUAACCCCAGAUGGCCAGCAACAAAAUGUUAUGGUUUAUACAACAUCAUAUCAACAGAUUUCUGGUGUUCAACAGAUUCAAUUCUCAUGAUUUCAAGAAAGUUGAACUGAGAACAUAAAAAGACGGGAGAGACACGGACAAUUCUAAGCAGAGACGUUACAUACGAUACCAUGGGGAAAAGAAAUGUCUCUUUGUAUAUUAAUAGCUGUAAUGUAGCUUCCCUGAUGCUUGACUAAUUGAGGUGUGAAUUCUGACUGGAGAAUCUUUUUUCAUGAAUGAUUUCAAUGGAAAAAAAAAAAUUUGGAUUUUAAAGGUAUUAAAAUAUUUUUGUUUUGUACAAGAGUUUGUUGCUCUGUAUGACUCCUGUAUGCAUUGUAUAUUGCGAUUUAUUACUGUCAGAGAUUUGUAGACAGUUUCUUAUUUUCAUAUUGAAUCAUGUUACUUUUGUAUAAUUCAAGUAAACAGCUGGGUUAAUUCAUGAUGUUUGCCCUUUUAAUAAAAUAUGAGGGUAGAGUUCAUUUUGAAUGCAAGUUGCCUUUAUUAUAAAAUUGAGUUGGUCUUGGUUAUAAAAUUGAGUACUGUCUUGCAUGAUAACCUUAGCUAGAUUUUUAGCUGUUUGACAUAUUUAUUGAAACUUAAUUUUUAAAGGAUUUUUUUUCUCCUCUUUUUUUGGUAAACCAUUUACAACUUAAAUGGCUACAAAUGUUUGGGGGGAGGUUGGGAACCUUUUAUGUAAUUAAAAAAACUAAAUGUCAAUCCCUAACCAAGCAUUGUCCAAACCUAUUAAAUUUAAAGAUGCCCUCUGCCCAUUAACAGUGUUCACAAUUACCAACGCUGUUUAUUGUGCCUGUUAAUUAAUAGGGUAUGUUGUUUUGAGUUAGUUGUUGAAGGUCUUCUUUUGGACAGAUCUCUCUCUCUCUUAACUUAUGAACAUUACUUUAUUUCAUUAAUAUGUUGAAUUUAAUUUGGUCAUAGUGCUAUUGAAGUGACAACUUUUUUCAUUUUAUGUAUGGUUUUUUUUUUUAAACAAAAUCUUAAAAUACAACACUGUCCUCUUCUAGAAGAAUUUUAUAUAAUCUGGUGGCAAAUGAGCUCUUUUUUACUUUUUAAUUGAAAUGUUCAAGUUUCCUGUUAUACUAGGGGAACUGUAAGAACUGUUAAUGGACACCCUGUGUACAGAUAUAUUUGAUGCAUGAGUGAGUGAAUGAGUGAAUGAAUGAAUGACCUGGUAGCAAGUGAGUGCAAAGUGGGAAAGAGAGGGCUCAAACUUUGGGUUUGUUGUCUCUGUCUUUGCAAUAAACUCUAAUUAGAUAAUA